Molecule: messenger RNA, 1411 nt
Organism: Cavia porcellus (domestic guinea pig)
Lineage: Eukaryota; Metazoa; Chordata; Mammalia; Rodentia; Caviidae
Gene: Camk2n2
Product: calcium/calmodulin dependent protein kinase II inhibitor 2
Exons: 2
Coding region: 229-468 (79 amino acids)
Biological process (GO): negative regulation of protein kinase activity
Molecular function (GO): protein kinase binding; calcium-dependent protein kinase inhibitor activity
Source: RefSeq, a predicted model, not a curated record
ACCCCCACCCCCGCCCGGUCCGCGCCGCCGCCGCCACUGCCGCCGCCGCCGCCUGCCCAGCGGCCCGGGAGGCGGAGGCGCGGGGGAGGAGGCCCCGCUCGGCUCCGCAGUCCCGGAUGCUGCAUGACUUCAUCCUUCCUCCGGCUCCCCCGCUGAACUAGGGCCGGUCCGGCAGCGAGCCCGCCGCCCGCCGCCCCGCUGCAGCCCCGCGCGCGCCCCGCGCUCGCCAUGUCCGAGAUCCUCCCCUACAGCGAGGACAAGAUGGGCCGCUACGGCGCCGACCCCGAGGGCUCCGACCUCUCUUUCAGCUGCCGCCUGCAGGACACCAACUCCUUCUUCGCGGGCAACCAGGCCAAGCGACCCCCCAAGCUGGGCCAGAUCGGUCGAGCCAAGCGAGUGGUGAUCGAGGAUGACCGGAUAGACGACGUGCUGAAAGGGAUGGGGGAGAAGCCGCCGUCCGGAGUGUAGACGCCUCGGUUUGGGCGUCGGGCUCCGGGCCCAGCCCCACAGCGGCCAGGAGCGCGGGCCGGCGAUGAGGCUGCCGGCGCUCCCCGCCCCGGCCCAGGCGCCCGCAGGCGGGGGCUGCAGGGCCGCGCCACCACCGGGCCAGUGUUGCCGCCGCCGCUGCCAGGCACUCCGGAGCUGUCCGCUUCAGCACCACGGCAGCGGGGCCGGUGGCAGCGGCGCGAGGGCAACUGGAGCCCGCCACCGCCGCGCUCAUGCACUUUAGAACCUCGGGCCGCAGCCCCACCCCGCACACCGGAACGGACACCGAGACCCGAGGCCCGCAGCCCCAGGCCCACCCCCUCCCGCACGGCUCCCUUGCCCUGCCCCCUCCGGCCAGUCCGGUCUGCAGACCCAGCUACGGGGUUGGACCGAGCAGCCAGGGACGUUUGGCUGCACAUCUGCAUGAGCUUCUCACCCACCAGCCCAGCCCUCUGGGCCAUCCCCACCCUCACCCCAUCUGGCGUGACCCUGGCUUCUUUCUAAGGGACUUCCUUGGCACAUUUGUAUUUUUAUAUCCAAUUCUUUGUUUACUGGCUCUGCUCCUAGUCCCCCCGCCCCAGUCUCUAAUGUGCUCUUCUGCGCCUGGCAGAUAGGACAGCUGUUGAGGCUGGUGUGGGACAACCCCCCCCCCAACAGUAACCAACCACAUGGCCACACUGCCCAGGCCUGACCCCCCAGGAGGCUCUCUGGCAGACCUCCAUCACCUCAAGGUACCACCUUCUAAGGGCCCAAAUCUGAUUUUACCGUGGACCCCUUCUACCCCUGGGAACCCAAGUGGGGGCUGCUCUGCACCUUUGGGUGACACCUGUGGCCCUGGAGAUGUUCUCAACCCAGGGGUGUCCUUUGUAAAAUGUUCCUCCAUGCUCACUGUACAAGUGUGUGAAUAAACACAGCCCUCCCUGUG